Messenger RNA from Pelodiscus sinensis (Chinese soft-shelled turtle), 3926 nucleotides. The record is from RefSeq and is a predicted model, not a curated record. Lineage: Eukaryota; Metazoa; Chordata; Testudines; Trionychidae.
GACGCAAUCAGCGGGCGUUCGAUGGAACGCGUCAGCCGGUUCCAGCGGGCCGGCGGGAGGGACGCCGUCUACCCAGCAGAGGGAGGGGGAGCGAAGGGGGAUGGGGGAGCGGGGGCCAUGGCUCCUGCUGCCGCCACCGCCGCCGUGCAGCCGCCAGAGAUCCAGUUCGCGCAGAGACUGGCCGCCAACGAGAAGCGGAACCGGGACCGGGCGGUGAAGAAGCUGCGCGGCUACAUCAGCCUCAGGACCCGGAGCCCGGCGGGUAGGUGAGCAAAAGAAUUCUUCAGCAUAGCUAGUGCUUCCCAGAGAGGUGGACAUCAACAGAAAAGCUCCUUCCAUCCAUUUCAGAAGAAUCUACGUUACAGCAGCAGAGGUGGCUUCAGCCAAGAAGAAUUAUUAAAAAUAUGGAAAGGAUUAUUUUAUUGUAUGUGGAUGCAAGAUAAACCUCUGCUGCAGGAAGAACUAGCAAGUACUAUCUCCCAACUUAUACAUGUCAUUCAGAAUAUUGAAGCUCAGCACCUGUUCAUUCAGACCUUUUGGCAAACUAUGAACCGUGAAUGGAAUGGAAUAGACAGACUGCGCCUUGAUAAAUACUACAUGCUAAUCCGCAUGGUUUUGAGGCAGUCCUUCGAAGUACUGAAAAGAAAUGGAUGGGAUGAAAGUCUGAUUGGGCCAUUUCUGCAUCUGUUAAUGAAGGAAGUUAUACACCCAGAGAGUAAUGCUCCAAAUGGGAUUAAAUUCCAUUUUAUUGACAUCUAUCUGGAAGAACUGGCUAAAGUUGGAGCCAAGGAGCUCACAGCAGAUCAGAAUCUCAAGUUUAUUGAACCAUUCUGCAAAAUUGCUGCCAAAUCUAAGGAUCGUCACCUGAUGCAGGCAGUAGCCCGGGGUAUCUUUGAAGCCAUUGUGGAUCAGUCCCCUUUUGCCAUUGAAGAUCUAAUGAAAGAAUUGAAAACAAGCUGUGAUGACCAUGUUGAGCUGUCCGAAGAAGAUGAAGAUGAAAACAAGGAGCCAUUAAUGACCAAAGACAAACAUUUAUCAAGAAAAUCUGCACUGAGCUUUGAGGAACAAAAGGACCUUUCUGAAAAUACUGAUGAAAAUAUUGGUCCUGUUCUCCAGUUUAACUAUAAAGCUGUUGCUAACAGACUCUUCGAAUUGGCCAGCAGAAAAAAUACACCUGCCUUUAACAGAAAACGUCUGUACAAACUGGUCAAAAAGUUCCAGGGCCUAGCAGAAGGAAUCUUCCCACAAGAUGACUUCCCUGAAGACGUUUCUACAGAUGAAGAUGACGAUACAUUCAGCAGGGGCAGGCGAAAGAGAAAAGUUGUUAAACCUGUGGAGAAAGCCAAGCUGGAGAAAGAGAAAGAGAAGGAUGGAAAAGAGGCACCGAGUGCAGAGGGAAAUGAUGCACCAGGACGCCAGAAGAAGAGGAAGAGGCGGAAGAAGAGAGACUGUCAAAUUGCAAACUCCAGCACACCUGACGGAAGGAGUGAGCAAGGGGUAUGUGAUGCCGUUGAACCCAACAAGGGCAGAGCGUCAGAAACUAAUAAGAGAAAAAGAAAAACCAAAUCUCUGGACAGAGAGCCAACGGAGACUGGAAUUGGAGCAACCGGCAGUGGAGGAGGUGGUGACAACUGUGCUCAGGAUGCUCUGACCCACAUAAUACAGAAUAAAAGGACACAGCUCAAGAAAAAGAAUACAAAACUACAGAAGGUUCCUGUAAAUCCUGUAUCCCAGAAUGGACCAACUAAUGCCAGUGCCCUGCAGGAUGGCAGUGACUGUGCCCCUCUGACUACUACCAAGAUGGUGAAAAAGAAACAGAAAAUAGGGACUGUCUUACUCAAUGGAAGUGGCUUAUCUGAACAGGCUGCUCUGCAGUCAGAAGGAGAAAGCUUGCAGAAUAGCCUUAAAGGAGAAGGGGACUCUGAAUCCACACCUACCCAAAAAGUGAAAUUGAAGAAAAAACCUAAGUUGGGCAGUUCAGAAGGACUCAAGGUCUCAAACCAGAAACCAGCAUCCCUGAAAAAGAAGAGGAAGAUCAAAGAGGUGAUAAACUCUGUGGAAGUGAAGGGAGUUCUUGAGGCUGCAUGCAAGAAAAGCAAAAAGAGCGAGGUUGGUGGCACUCUCACUUUAAUAAAGAAAAAGAAGGCCAAGACAGAGAAUGACUUUGUGAAAUUUGAAAAAACAACUUUGCCAAAGCCAGUUUUCUUCAGGAAAGCCAAAGGAAGCAUCUCUUCAACCAGAGCCUCAAUGCAGUUAAACAAGCUGCAGGGCUCCAGCUCCAAAAAAGUCACCUUUGGAUUGAAUAAGAACAUGACUGCUGAAUUUAAAAAGACAGACAAAAGUAUUUUAGUGAGCCCAGAAGGAGCCUCCCGGGUGGCUUUCAACCCUGAACAAAAGCCUCCCCAUGGGGUGCUGAAGUCACCUGGUGCACCCACAGGAGAGCCCCAGCUGAAGAAAUCCUUUGUAACACCAGCUAAGAAGAGACCAACCGCAAUGGACUUCUUUUAAGUCAGCUCGGAGUGGCCUACUUUUUGUACAGGAUAUUUCAGUAAACCAGAGCUUUCUCAGGAGGUAUUUUGGACUUCUCUGGGUUUUUUUUAUUUUAAAUUUCUCUGAACUGUAUAUAAGAGGUUCUGAUUGUGACACUGCUGCUUUACCAACUCUUCAGCUGUGCCUUGUGAGGUACCUUGUUAUACUUGUUUUGGGGAAGGGAUUAAAAUGAGACUCUACCUACGUUUCUGAAAGGUGUGGUCUCCCCAUGGCGUUCUCACAGGACUUGCUAUUUGAAGGACUGCUAGAGUCAGUUUUUCGAGACUGAUUAAGAAAACUUAUUCUUCAAGCUCCUUGACUGUCUACAGCAGUUCAGGAUUUGAAAAAAGAAAACAACGUACUAGGCAGCUGUCAGUGUAUUUACAGAUUUGUUCCUCAAGUAACUCUCUGAUCGCUGGCAUUCUGGUUUGGCCUGACAUGAAAACUUAGUCUCUGUUUUAAUGAACCUCUUGGCCUUACAGAUGGCAGCAAAAUUUAUCCACAUGGAUUAGAAAUAAAGUAGCUGCUGAGAUGAUCAUUUCAUACAUAAACUCUUGGCAUUGAUCAGCCAAUCAGCUACUUAUAUACAAACCACACAAAUAUUGUCAAACAAGUGACUUGUACUUCACUAUCACUUGUGGCACAGUUGGCUUCUCCACAUUCUCUCUUUUACCUACUACAACUGAAAUAAGGCUAUCAUAUUUGAGAAGUCUCUUGUGUGUUAAUGUUCAGCUUCUGUCUUCUUUCUCAAAAAAUGGCAAAAGUUUCAAAACAAUCUUUAUUUCCCCUCUAACAAUUGGUAUCACUACAUUUGAGCAGAGGUCAGACUUUAAUAUAGUCUAAACUUCAUUCAGCAAAUUAAAGUGAGUUAAAACAGAGUAGUGCAUUUUGUUUAGGAUACACAUUUCUCUGAAAACCUUGGUGCCUUUAAAUACAAGGUAGAGCUUUAUAGUGCAAGCAGCUCAUAGCUUUUUCUUUAAGGUAGAACCAGAAGAAUUCUUUCUACAGGUUUUAUUUUUGGUAUGUUUUUAUUCUGCAUGGAAUAUUCAAGUAUUCUAUGGUUAUCCAGUGAUUUGAUUGUUUUUUUUUAAUUUAGUUUUUUUACUCUUAUGACUUCAGUUAAGAAUGAAGUAAAUUGCUGUAAUAGACUGUUCAUUUCUUCUGACAAAUUAUGAUGUGUGGAGGGAAUUAUUCUGCAGUCUGGUGCAGUAGGUAUUUUCUGGAAGACGUGCCUAUACAAAAAAGGAUUUUCACUAGGCCUCUGCAUUGGACCUCAGUGUUAAAGCACAGUGUAGUGUCUGGACACAGCUGUUCACUUAAUUUCCCUCCAUUUACUUCUGGGUAUCAAUAGGCACAGGAAGCCUAUAUCAUCAUCUUAUGUCAUAUCAAAACUAGCA